GAUCCAGAGGAAUAUACAAGUGGAAGAAGAACAACAGCUGUUCUUUCUUGUCCGACCACAGAGUCAGCCGACAGUUAAAAUUUCAAUCCUAUAAAUUUCAACUUUUCUUCUCCAUUUUCAAAAAUCAAAUCUUCUCUUUCCUUACUCGAAUGCUCUUUUUAGAACCAGAUCUACCACCAGUCAUCUGAGAGAUACACAUUACAAACACCAAGAAGAAGAAGAAGAGGGCUACGAAGAGCUAGAUCUGCUCUGUUUGUUCCUCUGUCUUAAACAGAGAAGUCAAUUAAACGUCUCUUUGAGCAAGAUCAACUCUCUUUUGUCAAAUCGGAGAAAUGGCCGGAGGUUUCGUAAGUCAAACGCCGGGGGUUCGUAAUUAUAAUUACAAACUGACACCGAAAGUGUUCGUAACAUGUUUCAUCGGUGCCUUUGGUGGUCUCAUCUUCGGAUACGAUCUCGGGAUCUCAGGAGGGGUAACCCAAAUGAAGCCGUUCUUGAAGAAGUUUUUCCCUGACGUGCGCAAGAAGAUGCAGAGCGCACACCAGGACGAGUACUGUCGUUUCGAUAGUCAGCUUCUCACUCUCUUCACUUCCUCUCUCUACCUAGCGGCUUUGGUCUCUUCCUUAUUCGCUUCCACCAUAACCCGACUUUUCGGAAGGAAAUGGUCUAUGUUCCUCGGUGGUUUCACCUUCUUCGUCGGCUCUGCUUUCAAUGGCUUUGCUCAAAACAUCGCCAUGCUUCUCGUCGGUCGUAUUCUACUCGGUUUCGGUGUCGGAUUCGCCAACCAAUCUGUUCCGGUUUAUCUGUCGGAAAUGGCACCUCCGAAUCUAAGAGGAGCCUUCAACAAUGGGUUUCAAGUAGCGAUUAUUUUCGGUAUCGUUGUUGCAACCAUCAUCAACUACUUCACUGCACAGCUGGAAGGCAACAUCGGAUGGAGAAUCUCACUAGGGUUAGCUUGUGUCCCUGCGAUGAUGAUUAUGAUCGGAGCUUUGAUCCUUCCUGAUACUCCCAACUCUCUCAUCGAACGUGGCUUUACCGAAGAGGCUAAGAAAAUGCUCCAAUCUAUCAGAGGAACCAAUGAAGUCGAUGAAGAGUUUCAAGAUCUUGUUGAUGCGAGUGAAGAGUCUAAGCAAGUGAAACACCCGUGGAAGAACAUCAUGCUUCCUCGUUACAGACCACAGCUGAUCAUGACUUGCUUCAUUCCUUUCUUCCAGCAGCUUACCGGAAUCAACGUCAUUACAUUUUAUGCGCCUGUUCUGUUCCAAACCCUAGGGUUCGGUAGCAAAGCCUCGCUCUUGUCGGCUAUGGUGACGGGAAUCAUCGAGCUCUUGUGUACGUUUGUCUCUGUUUUCACUGUGGAUAGGUUUGGAAGAAGGGUCUUGUUCCUCCAGGGAGGUAUCCAGAUGCUUAUCUCUCAGAUCGCUAUUGGAGUCAUGAUUGGUGUCAAAUACGGAACUGUUGGAACAGGGAGCAUAGGGAAAUCAGAUGCUAAUCUGAUCGUGGCGCUGAUCUGCAUCUAUGUAGCUGGUUUCGCCUGGUCAUGGGGACCGUUGGGAUGGCUGGUGCCUAGUGAGAUAUCUCCACUAGAGAUCCGAUCAGCAGCUCAAGCCAUUAAUGUAGCGGUCAACAUGUUCUUCACAUUCCUUGUAGCUCAGCUCUUCCUCACAAUGCUCUGUCACAUGAAGUUUGGACUAUUCUUCUUCUUCGCCGUGUUCGUCUUUAUAAUGACGAUAUUUAUCUACUUGAUGUUGCCUGAGACGAAGAAUGUACCAAUAGAAGAGAUGAACAGAGUGUGGAAGGCACACUGGUUCUGGGGAAGGUUUAUACCUGAUGAAGUUGUUGGUGUUAGUGCUGCUGAGAUGCAACAAAAGUCUGUAUGAUGAAAUAUAUUUUUCUUUGGGCAAAAGACUAAGAAAAAAACUGAAAAGGGAAAGAUGAUUAAUUAAGAGGAUGAAGUUACAAUGAAAUGUUAUUCCUGAAUGAAAGCUGCUCUGUUGUUUUAUGCAGAGACUUAGAUUUUUGUUUAUUCUUUCUUCUUGCUCAAUGUUUCUUUGUUGCAACUGUAAGUUGGGCCUAAAGAAAUUUAAGUAAACAAAAAAAUACGUAUAGAAAGUGAAAUCAGUUAUGUUUUUGUA
Molecule: messenger RNA, 2132 nt
Organism: Raphanus sativus (radish)
Lineage: Eukaryota; Viridiplantae; Streptophyta; Magnoliopsida; Brassicales; Brassicaceae
Product: sugar transport protein 4
Exons: 4
Coding region: 333-1877 (514 amino acids)
Biological process (GO): monosaccharide transmembrane transport
Cellular component (GO): membrane
Molecular function (GO): monosaccharide transmembrane transporter activity
Source: RefSeq, a predicted model, not a curated record